UUCUCGUUGCUUGGGCACAGCACAGCAGACAGGCAGAGGAAUCACGAGCCAAAAUAUGUUGGCCGCGGGGCGUUCUAUUCCUGCGGCGACAGCGGUUCGCCGUACCGCUGCUGCGAAGAGCGCCAGCGCUUUCGUUUUGAAAGCUCGUGUCGCUCCUGGCCGCCGCCGCCCCUCUUUCAGAACGCUAUCCACUGAGGGCACAGGCACGCCCGGCACGGUAGCCGGUGCCCGAGCUACGGCGUCUUCUGGCGCAGCGCCAGCGUCCCCUGUCGUUGGCGGCGGCAGCGGCAGCGGGGGCGGGGGUGGAGGUGGGGGCGGGGGGGGGGGAUCCGGCGUGGGUGGGGCGGCCGCGCGCCUGUUGGCGGGAGCUGUGGCCAUCGUGGGCGUGGACUUGUUGGCUUACGCCAAGAUUCCGAUCGUUAAGGACGCGGUGGACCACUACCUGUCCGGUCCACUGCCGCCCGAGGUGUGCGGUAUGCAUGUGACGUACCCCCCAGGAAAGGGCACGCCCACGAGGGAAGCGUGGGACUUCGGGUUGACCAAGAGGGCCACCGACAAGGUGCGGCAACUAUCCCCUUUCAGCCGCGGCGACAAGUCAGCGAAGUCUGAAGAGUUCACGUCGAGUGGCUUCGAGGUCGGCACGUCUGGGCUCAACAAGGGUUUCUCCGUCUCGACCUCUCCUCCAGAAGGCAACAGCAGCAGCAGUAGAAGCAGCAGCAGCAACGAUAAGGGCAAUAGCGCGUUGGAUACACCUCACCAACCCGCGGCGUGGGAAGACACAGCUGCGGCGGAUGGGGUGGUAGAAGCGGCGUCCUCCUCCGCCCCAGAGUGGAAGACCGGCGCCAUCGCCAGCGGCGACGACAGUGGCAGCACCAGCCUGUCGGAUUUCUUGGGUGACGAUUUCGAGGUCGAUGUAGAAGAUACGGCCAUGGCGGCAGCAAUGAUGGAGGCAGGGGCUUCUCUGACGGGGGAAGGGGAAUCGUUUAGCCGCGAAAGCGCGACCGCGGCGGCGGAGAAGAAGGGCGAGGAGGGGGAGGAGGGUGCUACCGACGAGUUGGAAUCCUCGGGUGUUUCGAGCUUGGUCACGGACGGUGGGGAUGCCGCGGUGAGAGAGGCCGAGGCACUGUUGAAGGAGGCCGAGGCGGCCGCGGCGUUUGCCGCUGACUACGCCGCCGCUGCCGCCUCCGCCGCUGGCGACGCCACGUCGUCCAUCGAGACCCUUUCGGCCGGAAGCAGCGACGAGUCUAGCGGCGACGAGCUUGCUUCGUCCCCUGAACGGGACGACCCUGCCUCCGCCUCUGUCGAGCACGCGGAGGUGUCAGGAGAAGAGGUUGGCGAGGGGGAGGAGGGGCUAGCGUCACCGUCUGCGCUGGCCGCGCUGCAGGAGAAGGAGAGGCGGGACGCCGAGGCGAGGGAGGAGCUCGACGGCACGAAGCGCCGCAUCAGGAACGAGGCGCUGUCGUCAGUGGCGGAGGAAAUGGAGGUGGCCUCCGCUGGCCUCAAGAGGGAGCUGGAGCAGAGCAUGCUCAAGGACCUGAAGGACCUUGAUGAGGACAGCCUUCGGUUUCGCGUAGCCCAGCUUGCGACCGAGCUCCAGGAGAGGACGAAGUGGGAGGCCCUCCGGCUUAUGGACGGCGUCCAGAAGAAGGAGGCAGAGAUCUCAGAUAAGUACGAAGCCCUUUUGUCCGAGCAGAAAGAGAGGUAUGACGGGGAGACCGCAAGGGCCCUCAGAGAACAGGAGAAGGAGCUCUCGGCACAAUUCGUGGAGAAGUACGGGGCCGAGCUGAGGGUCCACCUCGAGCACCAGGCGAAUGAGUUUAAAGAAGCGCUGCACGCCAACGCUGUCGCCGGAAGGGAGGCCCUAGAGCAGGAGCUCGAGAGGAGGCACGCCGACGUGGUGGCCGAGCUGAAGGCGCAGGAUCUCGAUAGGUCGGAGAAGGUGGUGGCGGAGCUGAGGGAGCUGAGCCACAAGGCCGAGAGCAAGAUUAUGGAGGUGGAGGCUGCCCGCAACGCCGAAGAGGCGGAGAGACUCGCCAGCGAGAAGGUACACCGCGUCACGCACGCCACCCUCUCCCUCACAGAGCGGUUCACGAGCUCGGCUCCAAUCAAGAAGGAGUUGGAUAACCUGCGGCGACUGGCGGGCGGGGACCCUCUGCUGGAGGCCGCGGCGGAGUCCAUCCCCGCGGACGCGGCGGCGAGGGGGAUCCCGACGGUGUCGCAGCUCAAGCAAAGGCAUGCAAUCUUGUUCGGCAUCGUGAAGGCGGAGUGCCGCCGCGCCGCCCUGGUACCGCAGCAGGCCGGAAACGGGAUGAUGGGGCACCUGGUCGCCUCGGCUCUGGCCAAGAUCACGUUCGCGCCUAAGGGCAUGGUGGAGGGGGACGAGGCGGAAGCAGUGCUGGCCAGGGCCGACCACCUGCUCGAGGCUGGAGAGCUGCAGUCGGCCGUCGGCGAGCUGGAGAAGCUGCACGGGCUGCCUGCGGACGUGGCGAUGGACUGGCUCAAGGACGCCAAGACGCGCCUCACCGCUGAUGAGGCCCUCAGGGUUAUCCGGUGCCACGCCGCCAUCCUCAACGCCGAGCAUCUCAAGGCUUUGGAUGGAAAGGCGUGAAUUUGUGUUUGGAUUGAGUGCAGCUUGUUUCCUGCUGCCGGGAGGCUUCUGGCCCAGCCGGGAGAUGGAAGGGGAUACGUGAAGUGUUUCGCAGUUUCAGAUGAUGCGAGGGGCGGGGACUUUGUUGCGAAGCCGUUGAACGGUUAUGCAACUGACUGUGGCGUGCUCCAGGCAGCUACAUAGCGUUUUGUUGGGAUAUGCUUGCAAAUAUGCAUUGACAAGUUUCACGUGUCUGACGGACACACGAACGUCAAACGUGCUACCGAUCUGAAAGAGAUUCGCGGGAACCACGAUAUUUUUGGGGACAAUACAGACAGCCAUGAAGCGAGGGGUGUCGGACCUUUCACUCCUGUUCUCCUUGGAGAGGGGUCCAAGCUGUAGGUUUUUCCACUGCGUGCGUUUUUUCGGUGCGACAUUCCAGGCGCAGUUGGUGUACUUUGGCGGUACCCAAAUGUAGCUAUGCGUCAGGCGACAUCUACAAAUCUUGGACGUUUAUGAAGCUACCUGAGACGUCACCGUGCUCG
Molecule: messenger RNA, 3132 nt
Organism: Ectocarpus sp. CCAP 1310/34
Lineage: Eukaryota; Phaeophyceae; Ectocarpales; Ectocarpaceae
Source: the annotation of a GenBank genome assembly